AUGGCGUGGUACUACCCCAGUGGCGAUGCUUUUGCCUCUGCUUCUGAUGACUCUACGUGCCGUCUGUUUGAUCUCAGGGCUGAUCGGGAGGUGUCCAUCUACUCCAAAGACAGCAUAAUGUUUGGAGCUGCCAGUGUCGACUUCUCUCUUAGUGGUCGUCUGUUGUUUGCUGGCUAUAAUGACUACACCAUCAAUGUGUGGGACGUCCUGAAGGGGACCAGAGUAGCCAUCCUGUUUGGUCAUGAGAACAGAGUCAGCUCACUCAGAGUCUCUCCUGAUGGCACUGCUUUCUGCUCCGGGUCCUGGGACAACACUCUACGGAUCUGGGCCUAGAGCUGCUGUGAUGUCAUCAGAGCGAGACUGAACCCCUGGAAGUCAGGGUCAGAGGUUAAGGGUCAGGACCAGAGUCAUGUGACCAGUCGACCCAGAGUGCCCAUGGAGCACACCCUGCCGCAGAAAGAGUCUGCCUAUAGAAAUUAUAUUCAGUUACACACACACAAUAAUAAACUAUCUAGGUUUGACUCACAGAGACUAUUUAUUUGACUGAAGUUGGACUAUACCAAAUGCUCAUCAGGUCAAUGAGGACCUAAAGCUUUAUUAUUAGCAGUAUUACAAUUAUUAUUACUAUUGUAUUACUAAAGUCAGUUGAGCAGUUUUCCAUUACAGCCGGUCCUAGCCAAUGCCAUGCAGUACUGACUUUCCUGUAUAGAAGCUAACUCACUGCCGUUUUUAUGCUCCCUAGUCCCCCUUUAAACCUGCUUCACAGUCUGUAGUUUACCAGUCAAUUAGUCUGCCCAGGUUGUGACUUGUUCAGAUGUAAAGUGCAAUACUACUGUUAUAUAAAAUCAGACCAUAGACUGUGGCUAGCCAGAGAGGGAGAAAGAGGGAGUGUUUGACGUGUUGUUCAUUUGUAAUAAGUCUUCUUGUGAAAUAAAUACAUUUUAUUUAAAUUCUUGA
Messenger RNA from Oncorhynchus masou masou (cherry salmon), 957 nucleotides. RefSeq names its product guanine nucleotide-binding protein subunit beta-5b-like. Gene Ontology annotation, molecular function: signaling receptor complex adaptor activity; protein binding. NCBI's taxonomy places the organism in Eukaryota, Metazoa, Chordata, Actinopteri, Salmoniformes, Salmonidae. The record is from RefSeq and is a predicted model, not a curated record. Bases 1 to 333 code for a protein of 110 amino acids. Gene Ontology annotation, biological process: G protein-coupled receptor signaling pathway; G protein-coupled dopamine receptor signaling pathway. Gene Ontology annotation, cellular component: cytoplasm; heterotrimeric G-protein complex. The transcript is spliced from 5 exons.